Copidosoma floridanum is the source of this 1559-nucleotide messenger RNA. RefSeq lists its product as uncharacterized. NCBI's taxonomy places the organism in Eukaryota, Metazoa, Arthropoda, Insecta, Hymenoptera, Encyrtidae. The record is from RefSeq and is a predicted model, not a curated record. Gene Ontology annotation, biological process: positive regulation of SREBP signaling pathway.
AAGCUUGAUUCUAUCACUUUAUUUUUAAAGUUUUUUUAAUAAAACAUAAGUGCAUCAUGAUAAUUUUAUUGUAGAAUAAUCAGAAUCAUUGAAAAGAAUUCUUGAAAUCUUUUAUUUCAUUAUACAUCUUUAUAUAUAAAAUGUUUCGCGAUUGUCGUGCUUGUGUACAUAUUUUUGGGAGUGACAUAACCUCGAAUGAUUGUUUACCUGUUUACGCAUAUUUCUAAAUAAACUUUAUUAGUUAUUCAAUAAAGGUACAUGUUAACUAAUUUAAAUAUAAUUUUAUAAACAACAUUUUAAAAUAAAUGCAUUUGUUAUUGAUAUUGUGUGUUAAGCAGAAUGAGUGCAAUUCACAAUGUGUGGAAAGAGAAGAGCCCUUCUGCAUGUUAUACGUUCUUACAAAUUUAUUGUAAAUAAUACAUCAAACAUUGAAGAUCGAAAAAUACCUUGAAGCAAAGUCUUUGAAGCAUGCCAAUUUGGACUAACUACUUUAGAUAUUUUCGUCGACGGACAAUACUUGUGAUUAUUUGUCUCUUAUUGUUUAUGUACUUUUUAAUCAGUUUAUUGCUUUAUGAGAAAAAAGGACUAGCACUUGGAAAUGAUUUCGAUGAUAUGGAUAAUAUGAAUUUUGGGGAAAAUAGCAAUGACAUUUUCAACGAUGAAGAUGGAUUGGAAGAGGUGGCUAGACCCUCUGACAGACCGUUGUUGUGGCAAAUGGAGGUGAUGAAUGAUAUUGGGAAUGCCAUUUCUGCAGAGAUUCCCUUUGUAGAUAGCGUUAAUGAUAAUGAUACUUUUGUAAAAAGUUGUCGUAACUCAGUUCAAGGCAAGUUUCUAAUUGUUGAUGAACAGGGUUACUUGUGUACUACAUACAAUGUACUUCCUAAUGGCUGUUGUAAUCCUCAUGAAUUAGAAAAAACUGCGAUGUUAUCAAACUCAGUGCCUUUGAUAGAAAAAAUCAGGUAUCCUUGCACAUCAUGUAAUCCCCAAGGGUGCUGUGAAAUAUAUGAAUACUGCGUUUCUUGCUGCCUUGAUCCUAACAAGGUCAAAAAAAAGAAAAAUACAGUGUCAGAACGAAUUCGUAAAGAAAAUAUACAAUUGCGGAAAGGUGAGGACAUUUUGAAGCUGCGUUUAAGAAGCCUCGACCGUUUUCAGUUGUGCCUCGCAGUAUGUCGUACCUCUAGUACGAGCGUCGAGCACGAAAAUACGUACAAAAAUCCUAAUUUUAAGCAUUGUUACCUUUCCCAAUUGCCUGGGAGCGGUUCUGCCGUACAAAGACAUAAAAGACAUUCGAUUGUUAUUGAAAAUGGUCAUAGUAAGAAAAAUAAUGAUAAUAAUAACGAGAACGAUCUCAAGAUCGUUGUUACAUCUUCUUCUGCUGCAGAUUUUAUAGACCUUACAUGUAAUUCCUUAUCAACAAUACAUCCUACUGCCGAUUAUCCCAACAAUAAGUUUUUUGAGUAAUGAUUUUAUUUGCUCCACAAAUUGUUUUUGUCCUCAUUUGAUGCCUUUUAAAAAAUUAAACCAAGUUGUUUUGUAAAAGAAAAAGAAACAUUCCUACA